AAAAGAGUAAAUAAAAAGAAGAAAAAAAUAUAUAUAAUCCCCCGCCUUCUGCGUCUCCAUUUUCCGUUGCGUCCUACCAUCCCGCCGCCGCGUUCUCCACCUUGCUCAGCACCGCAAACCUUCUCUGCCGAUCUUCUUCCCUCCGUUGGUAUAAGGUUGUUGGAAAUUGAACCCAUAAUACAAUGAAUUCAAUCAGUGGCUCCAUUGGUGAAACUUACUAUGAUGUACUGUCUUUAAGAGAAGAUGCUAGCUUUGACGAAAUUCGAGCCAGCUAUCGGUCGGCUCUCCUUAAUUUCCACCCUGAUAAAUUACAAGCCAUGUGCCAUAAAUCUCAUCCAGACGACAUCAUGGGGGAAAGAUACUUCAAGGUGCAGAAGGCUUGGGAAGUUCUCGGCAGCUCGAAAUCCCGUGCAUCUUAUGACAGAGAGCUCCAAGCUGCCAAAGGGGAUGCAAUUGGUGCAGAGAGCAUAAGCUUAGAGGAUAUGGUUGUGGAAGAUAAAGGUGAAGUUGUAGAACUUCUUUAUCAGUGCCGUUGUGGGGAUUACUUCUUUAUUGAUUCCGGGGAGUUGGAUGAAAUGGGAUAUCCAUUGUUGAGGAAUGGUAGUAAGGUUUCUUUAAGGACUCUAAAUGCUUUGCCUGCUUCUGUUGUUUUACCCUGUGGUUCUUGCUCUUUGAAGGUUCGUUUGCUAAUUGAUUCGAAUUGACUGUUGAAUUUGAAUGAUCGAAAUCACAACGAUUUCUCUUAAUAUCCUUGCCACUUGUUUAAAUUGAGAGAGUUUAUGAGAAUUUUGUGCUCUUCGGUAGAGUUUACGUGGGUUUUCUUUAAUGCAACUUUGUUGAGUGAAGUUCAACAAUUUUCCUAGGCUGUUUGGUUCAACUUUGUACAUGUGGAUUGUGGGGGUUACUAAUCGGCAUCUGAAAGGCAUCAGCUUGAAGACUUCGUCGUGUACUGAAUUGUCAAAAUUUGAGAGAACAACCAGAGUGUACACCAAGAGAUGGGGGGAAAUCCAUGGUAGUUUCCUUCUCUAAAAAUGACUGCUGGGUAAGAUACAUUGUUAUUUCCUUCCUUCCCCUCGCAGGCUCUCUUGUAAAACCAAAGACGCCCGAAAACGAAGUACAACUGGAGGAGGAAUUAAUAAACAAGUCUGGCAAGGGGAAUACUGACUGAACUAUUUUAGAAUAGGUUUAGUUAAUUUUUGAGGUAGCGUAUUUGCUAAAUGAUCAAUUUGUUAAUGACGACCUUUCUAGAAAACUUGUGGCAAACUGCCUAAGAAAAUUCCCAAACUGGUGAUUUGCUCCCUUGGAUUGCUGCUUUUUUUUUUUUUCUGUAAAGGGGAUGAUUCCUUGAUAAUUUUCUACUUCACUGACCCUUUUGCCUUUGGUGGUAAUCUUUCAUGCCCCCCUAGAUGGGUUAAGAAUUGGCUAAAGGAGGCCUUAGGAGGUUGGUGUCUUGAAAGCGAGAUGAAGAUUCCCAUCGGAUGUAAGGGUAGUAAAAUGAUUAUUUUUGUUGAAGUUUGCAGGAUAACGUCUCGUGUUGGUGUUCUAGGCAUACAAAGUUCAUUAGUAAUUGUAAUAUAAUGACCAAUCUUUAAUCUUUCUUCUUAUGAUCUUUUACAAUUGAAAAA
Cucumis sativus (cucumber) is the source of this 1625-nucleotide messenger RNA. Its product is annotated as DPH4 homolog. Gene Ontology annotation, biological process: tRNA wobble uridine modification; protein histidyl modification to diphthamide. NCBI's taxonomy places the organism in Eukaryota, Viridiplantae, Streptophyta, Magnoliopsida, Cucurbitales, Cucurbitaceae. Gene Ontology annotation, molecular function: metal ion binding. The record is from RefSeq and is a predicted model, not a curated record. Bases 183 to 704 code for a protein of 173 amino acids. Gene Ontology annotation, cellular component: cytosol; nucleus. The transcript is spliced from 2 exons.